UACUUCAACCACGUGGAGUUGUUUACAAUUUCCCCCAGCUUAUCUGGUUGUCAUCCUAAUGUAGACACUUCUGGACGCGUUCACUCUCUGAUACCGGAUUUUUUAAAUCUAAAUAAAGACAUGGGGAAGCCAAAGAAAAAGAGUGACCUGAGUCGCGCGGAGCUCAUGAUGAUGACCAUCGCUGACGUCAUCAAGCAGCUGGUUGAAGCGCACGAAGAUGGGAAAGAUAUCAAUCUCAACAAGGUGAAGACGAAGACUUCGGCUAAAUACGGUCUGGAAGCGCAGCCUCGGCUGGUGGACAUCAUCGCAGCCGUCCCGCCGCAGUACCGCCGGGCCCUGGUGCCCAAACUCAAGGCCAAGCCCAUCCGCACCGCCAGCGGGAUCGCCGUUGUGGCCGUGAUGUGCAAACCGCACCGCUGUCCUCACAUCACCUUCACGGGAAACAUCUGUGUCUACUGUCCCGGCGGACCGGACUCGGACUUUGAGUAUUCCACGCAGUCCUACACCGGCUACGAGCCGACGUCCAUGCGAGCGAUCCGGGCCCGCUACGACCCGUACCUGCAGACCCGGCACCGAGUGGAGCAGGUCAGUGACUCGUUGUUGCUCGUCCGUCUGGUUUCAGCCUGA
This is a messenger RNA of Cololabis saira (Pacific saury), 627 nucleotides long. RefSeq names its product elongator acetyltransferase complex subunit 3 (gene elp3). The coding region runs from base 121 to 627 and encodes 168 amino acids. The transcript has 6 exons. Lineage: Eukaryota; Metazoa; Chordata; Actinopteri; Beloniformes; Belonidae. Gene Ontology annotation, cellular component: cytoplasm; nucleus; elongator holoenzyme complex. The record is from RefSeq and is a predicted model, not a curated record. Gene Ontology annotation, biological process: tRNA wobble base 5-methoxycarbonylmethyl-2-thiouridinylation.